Magallana angulata is the source of this 1767-nucleotide messenger RNA. Its product is annotated as ankyrin-1-like. The transcript is spliced from 2 exons. Gene Ontology annotation, cellular component: cytoplasm. Gene Ontology annotation, molecular function: protein binding. Bases 1 to 1767 code for a protein of 588 amino acids. The record is from RefSeq and is a predicted model, not a curated record. NCBI's taxonomy places the organism in Eukaryota, Metazoa, Mollusca, Bivalvia, Ostreida, Ostreidae.
AUGUUAAUUAAAAAUGGUGCUUAUGUCAAUCAAUGUGAUAUAUAUGGAUUCAGUCCUCUAUACACAGCUUGUGAAUUAGGACAUAAAACCGUAGUAAAUGUAUUGCUGGAAAAUAAAGCAGAUGUAAAUCUGUGUAACCAAGAAGGAAUAAGUCCCUUAUACAUUGCCUGCCGUAAAGGACACAUUUGCAUUGUAAAUAUAUUGCUCAAAUACGGAGCUAAAGUCAACAUAACAAGUAAAAAGAAACAAAGCCCCCUCUUUGUUGCUUGUUUCGAAAAGCACUUUAAUAUAGUAAAGGUUAUACUAAACAAGGGGGCUCAAGUUAAUCUACGUGAUGAAGACGGUUUUACUCCACUGUACGUGGCAUGCGAAUUCGGACAUAAACACAUUACACAGUUAUUGCUGAAACAUGGUGCAAUGAUUGAUCUAUGCAAUAACCAUGGAUAUGGUCCUCUAUAUAUAUCUUGCCAGAACGGUCAUAAAGGCAUAGUACAGCAAUUAUUGGACAAUGGUGCUGAUGUCAAUCUUUGCAAUAAGUACGGAAAAAGUCCUCUACAUGUGGCUUGUCAAGAGGGACAUAAAGAUAUAGUGAAGAAAUUACUGGACAAAGCCGCUGUUGUUAAUAUUUGCGAUACGAAUGGACAGACCCCUCUUCAUACAGCAUCGUGUCAAAAUGGUAACUCAAAUGUUGUCGAUACAUUGAUUGAGAACGGUGCUAGAGUUAAUCAAUGCAACAACAAUGGAUACACUCCCCUUUAUGUAGCUUGUGAAAAAGGGCAUGCAAACACAGUGCAACGAUUGCUGGAGAACGAUGCAGAUAUCAAUCAAUGUUGUAGAGACGAAUACAGUCCUCUCUUUAUAUCAGUUUUAAAAAAACAUGUUGACACUGUAAGUAUAUUGCUUGAUAAAGGUGCGGACAUUCGUUUGUCCACUAAAAGUGGUCAAAGCCCCUUACAUGUAGCUUGCGGUCAAGGCAAUUUUGAUGUUGUUAAACGCUUGAUAGAGAGUGGUGCUGAUAUUGAUCUACGCACUAAACGAGGCUUCACUCCUCUAAGCUCAGCUUGUUUCAGUGGCAAUGGAGAUAUUGUUCAAGUGCUUAUUGAUAGUGGUGCCGAUGUUGAUUUAUGUGCAGAAGGGUCAUACAGUCCGGUAUAUAUUGCCAGCCAAGAGGGAUAUACUAGUAUUGUAGAAAAAUUGCUGAAAGCUGGCGCAAAGGUAAAUAAAGAGAGUUACAAAGGAGGGAGUCCUCUAUAUAAAGCAUGCAAAAGGGGACAUAUUAAAACAAUUCAGUUUCUACUUAACAAUGGUGCAAAUGUUAAUCAAUGUAGAAAAGACGGGUACAGUCCUCUUUGUAUAGCUAAUCUAGAGGGGCAUUACGAUGUUGUUAAGCUCUUACUGGAAAAAGAAGCAAAGUUUGAUAAAAAUUAUACACAAGGACCAACUCCUUUGCAUUUAGCAGCACAGAGAAAACAUUGUGAAAUUGAAAACUUACUAAGUGGAUCCCUUAAAUCAAACAUAAAGCAAAAAGAAGACGAAGGGUUUGAAGGAAUUGAUAAUGGUUCAGAUCCAUUGGUUGCUAUUAGCUAUCUUGGUACUGAAGAUGAUUUUAUUUCUAUCAAUCCUAAAAGUACAAAGAGAAAAACCACUACAGAGGGGGUAGAGAAUCUUAAAUUUCGAACAGUUGAGAAAGUACCCAUUAACAGUGCUACUCAUAAUGAUGUAUCAUGGCUUGAGCAAAUAAUAUUAAGAAAUCCUUUUAAAUGUUGA